UUCACCUCACACCUUUCACUUUCAGUACCCUUGCAUUGCAUUGCAUGCAUAUAUUCAUUCACACUCAUACUCAUUAAACCCUACUGCACCCUUCCACCAUUCGCCGCCGUUCUCCUCCGUCUUCGUUCCCUUCCCCGCUCUUUUGUGAGUACCAGAGGGGUGUGCCACAAUGGUGUUUUCGGAGAAUGAGAUGACAAGGCUGUAUAGGAUCAGGAAGACAGUGAUGGAGAUGCUUAGGGAUAGGGGUUACCUUGUUGGAGAUUUUGAGGUUAACAUGUCAAAAGACGAAUUCAGGGAGAAGUAUGGAGAGAACAUGAAGAGAGAAGACCUUGUCAUCAACAAGGCCAAAAAAAACAAACCCUCUGACCAGAUUUACGUCUUAUUCCCGGAGGAAGUCAAGGUCGGAAUCCAUGUUUUGAGGACUUACAUAAAUCGUAUGAAAUCCGAGAAUGUCUACAGAGCCAUCCUUGUUUGCCAGAGCAGCCUUACUACCCAAUCGAAAAAUUUCAUCUUUGAAAUGGCCUCCAAAUUUCACUUGGAAAUCUUUCAGGAGGCAGAAUUGUUGGUUAACGUGAAAGAUCACGUGCUUGUGCCAGAACAUCAGGUUCUCACUGACACUGAGAAGAAAACCUUGCUAGAGAGGUACACCCUCAAGGAAACUCAGCUACCUAGAAUUCAGGUGAAGGAUCCUGUUGCAAGAUAUUAUGGCCUGGAUCGUGGAGAAGUUGUUAAGAUAAUCCGCCCAAGUGAGACUGCAGGAAGAUAUGUUACAUACCGAUUUGUUGUAUGAUUUCCGUUGUUUCUCUACAGUAUAGACCUACUUGUGAUGCUUGAGUACAAUACAUUUUCUUUUCUACUGAGACUAAGUUCCUUCCGAAGCAAACUUGAAUCCGUUUAGUUCUAUAUAUGUUUCCUGGUGAAAUUGUUAAGAUUUAAAGAAUCUUCUAUUUGUAAAGAGCCAUCUUCUGAUAUUUCCAUAGAUUUCAUGUUAUUAUGUAAAGGUAACUGGCAGGAAUUAGAGCAGUUAUUCAAUUAUUAUCGAGACUUCAAUUGAUAUGGGAAGUGGAAAUGGACCAAAUGGUUACUCAUUGUACCAUCUAUUAUAAUCAAAUCCUUGACUGAAUUAA
Molecule: messenger RNA, 1127 nt
Organism: Trifolium pratense (red clover)
Lineage: Eukaryota; Viridiplantae; Streptophyta; Magnoliopsida; Fabales; Fabaceae
Product: DNA-directed RNA polymerases II and IV subunit 5A-like
Exons: 4
Coding region: 170-790 (206 amino acids)
Biological process (GO): DNA-templated transcription
Cellular component (GO): RNA polymerase III complex; RNA polymerase II, core complex; RNA polymerase I complex
Molecular function (GO): DNA binding; DNA-directed RNA polymerase activity
Source: RefSeq, a predicted model, not a curated record